AUGUUCGCUCUCAAUGUCACCCCAGAAUACGGCUACGUCGUCCUCACUGCCGUCGGCACCUGCUUCCUGGGCACCUGGCAUGGCAUGAGAUGCUCUUCCUUCCGCAAGGCCGCCGGCCUGGGCUACCCUACNCCCUACGCCGAUUCCGCACAGAUGGCCGCCGCAUCCGCCGAGCAGAAGCAAAAGCUGUACCUCUUCAACUGCGCCCAGCGCGCCCACGGCAACUUCCUCGAGAACCACUACAUGGCCCUCGCCACCCUGCUUAUCGGUGGCCUCCGCUACCCUUUGCUCAGCUCGGCUUUCGGUCUCGUCUGGUCGCUUGGCAGAAUCGUUUACGCUGUUGGAUACACCGCACAGAACAAGGAGAAUGGCAAGGGCAGAUUGGCUGGCGCCUUCUUCUGGCUCGCUCAGCUUGGUCUGUUUGUUAAUGCUGGCUUGACCGGUUACAACCUGGCCUUUUAA
Messenger RNA from Aureobasidium vineae, 462 nucleotides. NCBI's taxonomy places the organism in Eukaryota, Fungi, Ascomycota, Dothideomycetes, Dothideales, Saccotheciaceae. The record is from the annotation of a GenBank genome assembly.